AUGAUGUCCGCUCGCUUCGCCCGCGCUGGCCUCCGUGCCACCCAGUUCUCCGUCGCUCGCCCUGCCGCCGUUAACGGCAUGCGCUCCUAUGCCACGGCCCAGGAGGUCCGCGCUCCCGUCGCUCUGUUCGGCGUCGAUGGCACCUAUGCCACCGCUCUGUACACUGCUUCCUCCAAGUCCUCUGCCCUCGACCAGACCGCCCGCGCCAUCGCUUCCCUCGGCGAGACCCUGAAGGCCGACAAGAAGCUCGUCAACAUCCUCGGCGCCCCCACUCUCAGCAACGCCGACAAGAAGUCCAUUGUUGAGGAGCUCGCCAAGGUUGCCGGUGCCGACAAGGCCGGUAUCGUCCAGAACUUCCUCGAGACCCUUGCCGAGAACAACCGUCUCGGUUCCCUCAACGGUGUCUGCGAGAAGUUCGCUACUCUGAUGGGUGCUCACCGUGGUGAGAUCGACCUCAACAUCACCAGUGCUCAGGAGCUCGACGCCAAGACCCUCACCCGUCUUGAGAAGGCCGUUGCCAAGUCCGAGUACAGCCAGGGCCAGAAGCUCAAGGUUGUUGCCAAGGUCGACCCCGCGCUUGUUGGUGGACUCGUCGUUGAGAUCGGUGGCCGCACCGUUGACCUUAGCGUUUCCUCCAAGAUCGCUAAGAUGAACAAGGCUCUCACUGAUGCUGUUUAA
This is a messenger RNA of Penicillium brevicompactum, 678 nucleotides long. RefSeq names its product F1F0 ATP synthase subunit 5. Gene Ontology annotation, molecular function: proton-transporting ATP synthase activity, rotational mechanism. Gene Ontology annotation, cellular component: membrane. Gene Ontology annotation, biological process: proton motive force-driven mitochondrial ATP synthesis. The coding region runs from base 1 to 678 and encodes 225 amino acids. NCBI's taxonomy places the organism in Eukaryota, Fungi, Ascomycota, Eurotiomycetes, Eurotiales, Aspergillaceae. The transcript has 4 exons. The record is from RefSeq and is a predicted model, not a curated record.